This is a messenger RNA of Sycon ciliatum, 17636 nucleotides long. Its product is annotated as dynein axonemal heavy chain 5-like. Gene Ontology annotation, cellular component: 9+2 motile cilium; outer dynein arm. Gene Ontology annotation, biological process: outer dynein arm assembly; cilium movement involved in cell motility. NCBI's taxonomy places the organism in Eukaryota, Metazoa, Porifera, Calcarea, Leucosolenida, Sycettidae. The transcript has 91 exons. Bases 392 to 16705 code for a protein of 5437 amino acids. Gene Ontology annotation, molecular function: ATP binding; dynein light intermediate chain binding; dynein intermediate chain binding. The record is from RefSeq and is a predicted model, not a curated record.
CAUGGGCAGAAGUCGAUAAUUGCAUUCGAAUGAAAAUAAUUCAGCAAGGUAAAUAUUCCUCUGUGCUGCACUGCAGCUGAUCGAGUGUGACUCUAUUCGAGUCUGGUAUCGCCUGCCGCUUGUCGGUGCCCUUGGCCUUGGCUACAUCUCGAAGUAGCGAAGAAGUAAAGUUGUUACAUGCGGAGAGAGUCGCUGGCAAUCGCCGCAGUAGCUGCAGCGAUGUUGAAUAGGCGAAUUCCUGUCGCAGUCUGGGAAAACAACAACAUCAACAGCAAUAGCAACACUGACCUGGCCCUCUAGCUACUAGUGACCUCUGACUGAGUCUGAGAGGCUGGAAGCCGAAAGCCCGCUACAAAGCACUUCGUUACACUUACAGUGAGAAGUCUGUAACAUGGCCACAAUGGACGAACGCCACUGGUGGAUCUCCACCAAGCUGCAGGAAGCCUUUCAGUUCGGCGGCAGCGACGCACCAACGCUGUUGGAGGAUUUCAUGUGCGACAACGAAACACUGCGGUUGAUCGCCAGCUUCCUGUCGGGCAAAGGGGACGUGCGUCGCCUGUUCUUCUUCUGCGAGGAAAGGGAUGCUGACGGUCGUGAUGAGUACAGUGAUAAGCGGAGAGAGUUGCGCAUUGCCAUAGAACCGCCAUCGCCAGGCAGUGUCUGUAAUCAAGCGUGUUUGUAUUUCAUACGCUUCGGCACGGGAGUCGAUGGAAACGAGCGCAGCAGCUUGUCCGUAGAAGAUCUACCGGUGCAGGUUCUGGUGGGCUUCGUCAAGUUCUCGGCACUCCAGCAGUUCAGCACUGUGCUGGAGGAGGUGUUCGCACCUGUGCUGCAGCAGCAGAAGGCAUCGUGGGCGGCGGUGGCAGCAGCAGCAUCGGCGGGUAGCAGUGAUGGGACGGCGACGGUGGAGAGGACAGCGGUGAGAGCAGCACUGGACAAGGCGUCGGCGGUAGUGCGCAGCGAGUGCAGUCACGUCACGGUCGCGCAGAGCACCGUCCUGCGCAUCCCGCCCGCGUUCGACGUGCCGGCACUGGUCACGGCCGACAGCCGCAGUGCACGCGCCAUUGCCGACGCCCUCGGUCACUGCGAGCGACUGUGCGUCGAGUGGUGUGAUGUCAUUGAUACAGCCGUCAACAAUGACCGACAACGAAGGCUGAUGGAGUCCGGUGCUGGCCCGCUUGCUGAGGCCGAGUACUGGAUCCGUCACUCGGCCGUGCUGUCCAGCCUGCAGCAGCAGCUUAAGCAGCGGCUCUGCAUGCGCAUAAUGGGCUUACUGCUGGCGGGCAGGAGCAAGGUCUUGCGUCGCUGGAAGGCAGUGGAGGCAUCACUGCAUGAACAUGCUAGGGAGGCGCAAUUACGAGCAGCGUACAUGCACCAGCUAAAGCCCAGCUUCCUGGCACUGAAGCAGUCCCUCACGCCAAGGGAAAUGAUCGACCACGCGCUGCCGCGUUUGAUCGAGGAGAUCUUGAAGUCUAAAUACUCCAAACCUCUGCUGCUGCAGCACUACGUUGGCCUGGUUAUCCAGAAGGUGAGCAAGCAGGUUACACGCAACUGCAUGUCGUACCUGCGCUUGGCGGCUAUGGACCAAGAUAGCCAGGACGUGUUCUGGUCCGCCACUCUGGAUGCUAUCAGGUGCCCUGAUGGCGACGGUGAUCGCAACAAGUACCUGCAGGUCAGCCCGGUGAAGGAAAUGGACGAGGUGCUGGCCCUGCGGCGACAGUACCGGGACCGUCUGGUGAAGAUGUGUGAAUCGCUUGGUGUCGCUGCCCGUCAUCGCACUCUACCGGCCGUCCCCGCCGCUGCAGCAGCGCAGAGCGGCGUCAGUGGCAGCGGUGGCGGCAGUCCCCACGACCGGCCGUUCCGUCCGUCACAGGCUCAGCCUCAGGCGGUCAAGCAGGCGAAGGUGUCGAUGGUGACGCCCUCCACCGUGUCCACCAUUGUCAGCCGCGUCUCCACGUCAACCGCCGCCUAUGCCGGUGUGUCACUUGCUAAGCUCGAGAUUGUCAUGCAACCGGUCAGUGAGCUAGCCGAGCGACUGCGCAAAGUGCGCCAAGUGGUGGAAACGCUGCGCGAGUUCACUGCCCUGGAGCCCGCACUACAGGGUCUGCCAGAGGUGGUAGUGUCGGCGACCAACAGCGAGUCUGCUCCGUGUGCUAUGCUGCUGGAUGAUGAGGAGGAGGAGGAAGAGGAAGGGGAAGACUAUUCUGAUAGUAGUCAGCCUGAGAAUGCCACAGAGGUGGAAACAGUACCUUGUGUAGCGGUGUCUGAAGGAAGGCCCGAUCUCAACUUGUCGGUAUCCAGCGACAUAUUUGCCACGAUUUCACGGUCUUUCUCACGCAAUGUGUGUCCGGUGCUUGGCAUUCCGCGAUGUACAUCGUCGCCGUGUACUCGCAUCUCCACCGUGGUGAGUCUCGUCGUGGAGGACAUCGUACGCAUGUUCUCUGCCUCGUGCCCCAACGUCGCCGCCGUGCUCAACCUUCACCCGUCGUCGGUUGACUUCAACUACGACUAUCUCCACACGCAGUUUGUGGCGGCCAUCAAGCUGCUAGAAGAGUUACUCAACGUCUAUAUGCAGAUGAUGUUUGACUGGAGAAUGGGGAAAAUGGAGUCAGCUGACGUGCCCGCGCCGUUUUCUGAGCCGGCAACUCCCGGUGCUGAUUCAUCAGCUACCGGUGCCGAGUCUCCAACAGCUGAUUCAAGAUCGUCAAGUGCAGCGAGCACGGUGGUGUCCGUAGCUCAUUACAGCAGCCAGGGUACUGAACGGCCGCAGAGCUCCUUCACAGCAAUGCAGGCCUUGGAGUUUCUGGACAGGUUCAAAGCCGUUUCGAAACGGCAGCGCAUACGUGACCAUCUUGGCUUUUUGGCUGCGGACGCAGCGUCCCUCUACGAGCGUGACUUGAUGCGUAUUCGAGCACAUUAUGAAGCGAACAAGUCGAAGCCACCCAUUGGCUGGCACCAUCCACCUAUGACUGGUGCACUUAUGUGGGUGCGUCAGCUUCUCCAUAAUAUCGAGCGGCCAUGGAAAGCGCUAAAGGCAUAUCCAGCUGUCUUAAAGUCUUAUGAGUUUAUGUCAGCCCUAUCGUUACGUAACCGUCUGGCGUCCACACUUAUCAUGUUGGAGCAGAUGUGGAUAAAAGAGUGGGAAUCGCUGCCUAGACAUCUGGCUUCUUGCCUCAAAUCUCCCAUCCUGUCCUCUGACAGGGGCGAUGGGGCAAUCAGUGUGACAACUGGUCAACAGAUCAUGGAGUUUCUCCACGAGGUGCAUGGUGCAGAGCAUCUGCAGCUCACCAUUCACCCGGACCUAGCAAAGCUGAACAGGAAGCGUUAUCAGCUCUUCCAGAAUCAUUCCAAGCUGAGCGCACUGCUGUCGGACUACACACGUGCUGUGUGCGUGGUGCCCGACGAAGUACAGGGCUUGCUUAACAUCCACCGCCGCGUCAUUGGCCAGUGCCUGGAAGCCGGUAUCUCCGGCAAGCUGGCCUGGAACAGUACCAACAUUGACACAUUCCUACACUGUGCUAAGCUAGUCGUUGACGCCGUGGUGGACUUUUCCGAGCGCAUCGUUGACACUCUGAACUCCAUUUCCAAAGGCAUUCUGAUGGUAGAGCAGUUUAGCAUGCUGGGCAAGCGCCAUCUGCCCGAUAACAGCUCCACGACCCCGGAAAGAUUUGAGAAGAGCAUGCUGAAGGUUAUCCGCGAACGCUUCAAAGCCCUGCGUGAAGUAGUGUGGAAAGCCGAGAGCGAAGUGCGUGAGCUGCUGUCCAUGAGCGACCUGGAUAGCCAGGUGGCACAGGAGUCUCUGAUGGGACUGCGUGUGCGACCAACCAGCGCCAGGUCUAAGCGCUUUGUCAACGAAGUCGCCAGAGCAGGCCGACAGCAUAGCGUCGAGGAAGAGCCGCAGGCGGGCUAUUUCAUGAGCGGCGCUCCGCCGUUCAAAGCCAAGGUCCUGGAUCAAGCCAUCGUCGACGUCAUCACGCAGCAUUACGGCAAGUUAAUGCGAGAAGCACUCAUCACCUGUGUGCGCGCCGGUCUGACAAACUAUCUGCAGCUGCUACAAACGUCCUGUAGUAAUGUGAUGAGUAUCAAGGCAGAGUUGUGGUUUUUGUUCCCGGGCUUCGUUGUCACACCAUCGCUUGAAGUCAUCGAGCACGCUGUCAAGAAGAUUGCUGAGAAGCUGUGCGAGUUGCCGAGGAACUAUUCCUGGUUUGGACGACAGAUAAGCAUCAGCCCCGAAGUCAACGGCAAAGAAUUGUCUGCAGCCAGUGGUAGCAGCAUGUUUGAUUUUCUGCAAGCUACCAGGCAGGGUCUGGAGGAUGCAAAGGCUGGCUUUGAGCCGUACACAUACCUGUGGAUGAGUGACAUGAUGGGACAGUUUGCAGACUUCCAGUCCUCUGAACCCACGCCGCUGCAGUACCGUGCCAAAGUGGCCAAGUUCCAUGCCUUGUAUAAGAAGCUGGAAGCACUGCCCGUGGAGCACUCGCUGCCAUCUCUCUUUCUGGACAUUUCUCCAGUGAAGAAGGCACUUCUAACGGAGGCCAGCUAUUACCGCAGUCACUAUGCACAGGCCCUGCAUGACAAGAUGAAUGAUGAUCUUCAAGAGCUCAAUGCUGGGCAAAGCUCCGUCACCAAGGACAUGACUGAAGAGAUAGAGGACAUUGAUACACUGCAUCGUGUUCUGGUAGCAUGCGAUAGGGUGGCAUCCGCGUCAUUGUUCCUGAACGAGCAGGUUACCCCCAUAGAAGAAGCAUACCGAUGGAUGAGGGAAAUGGACGUCCGUGUUCAGCGUGACGAGGCUGACAAGCUCUCUCAGGCACGAGGUACUUGGAAGGCCAUCAAGGAAAAGGCGGACAAGGUCUACCACACGUUGCUGUAUGUCAAUCGGGAAUCGUGCAUUCACAUCAUCGAGAAUGAGCAGACCGAUUUUGAGAUGCUUCUCGCUCGCGAAGCCAAUCGGUAUGAGUCAAGCGGUCCGCAGGUCUCAUUUGCCUCGGCGGAGGAUGCGCUGGACAAGCUAAGUGACUUUCAGGACACUUACAAAAAGUUCAAUGCACGUCGAAUUACUCUCAAUGCCGUCGAAGAGAUGUUUCAUUUGAAAAAGACAGCUUUUCCAGUACUUGAUAGAAUUGGCAAGGAGCUGAAGAUCCUCGGGAACUUUUUCCAGGUACACCGAAAGUUCACCAAGUUCAUCAACACGUUUGUGGAGGAGCUGUGGGCGGAAUGUGACAUUGAUAAGUCCUACAAGAAGCUUGACAAGAUCUGGAAGAUUCUCAGGAAGACGGUUCCGCACAAGGAUGCCAACGGCUGGGUCGUGUACAGAGAGAUGCUGCAGUCGAUCACAACACUGCGCAAUGUAUUUCCAACCCUGCGCCUGCUUGCCUCAAAGGACAUGCAUCAUCGUCACUGGAUUCAGAUCAUGGAGACAACAAGCUGCUCAAUUUCCCUGGAAGCCGAUGUGCUGAAGGUGGCUAAUGUGCUCACCAUUGACCUAGAAAGGUAUGCCAAGCUGAUCGAGGACAUCUUCAACCGUGCCAAGAUGGAGAUGCAGCUGGAGCGGAGCAUUCUCAAGAUUUCCGAGGAGUGGUCCGAGCAGGUUCUUGAGUUCCGGCAGUACCGGAAGCGAGGCCCUCUCCUGCUCAGCGAACGCCAUGUCAAGGAACUGCUUGCCAGCGCCGAGAAGUCGCAGGAACUGCUUGGCACCAUGCUGGCCGCGCCGGAGGUCUCACCUCUGCGCGAUGAUGCGGCUGCCUGGGCAGCCAAGCUGUUGAAGUUGAUCAGUAUCCUGGGCAAGUGGCUCAGUGCCCAGGAUCUGUGGAGAAACCUGGAGGCUGUCUUCAGCAAACCCGAUGUGGCAAAGAAACUACCCCGGGAGAAGGAGCGCUUUGAGGCAAUUGAUGCCAACUGGGUUCGAAUGAUGAAGCAGAGUUAUGACGUCAAAAUUGUCCUUGUGGUCUGUUUCUCUGAAGAAUCACCGAAGGAAGCUUUCUUGCAGCAGUUCAUGUCCGAUCUGGAGCAUAGCCAGCGUUCUCUUGCUGAUUAUCUUCAUGAGAAACGUGAGGCGUUUCCACGCUUCUACUUUGUCAAUGACCGGAGUCUGCUUCACAUCCUAAGCAAUGCAUCUGUAGAUGUUGUUCGACCCUACCUGAAGAUGUUAUUCGGUAACAUCGUGGACCUCAACUCUGCCCCGGCGGUGGACGCUGUUGCAACGGCUGGCUUAGUACCAGGCUCGGCAGCCGCUGGAGCGUUACUGAACAAAGUUGGCCGGUUUGGAAUCCACCGCACUCUUCAAGACUUUCCCACGGUGAUGAAGAAAGAUUCCGUCGUGUCGGUGACAUCAUCGGAUGGCGACAAUCUACCAUUGCUGUGGACUGUCAAUCUUGAAAGUCCAUCUGAUGAGUGGCUACCAGCACUGCAGCAGAGUGUUUACGACACACUGUACCGCUCUGCUAGUGCUAUCGUGAAGGAGGCCAGUACAGAGCCAGUGGAGCACUAUUGCCUGGAGUGGCCAUUUCAAGUUGCUGUCAUUGGCCUGCAUCAACAGUGGACGAAAGACUGCCAUCAGGCUAUUCUAGAUGGCCGUACCGAUCGUCAGUCGCUAUCCGCUUUCCGGACAAAGUUUCAAGCACAUGUCACCCUGAUUCAAGGUAUGCUCAUGAGCAGCAGUGACCGCAAAGGCAAUCAGCUGGACACCCUGGGCUGGCAGAAAGUGCAGAGCAUGCUAGCGUUUGCUCUGUGUCUCCGUGAUUCCGUUGACGAUAUUGUCAAGAAGAAGGUGCGCAACACGACAGACUUUGACUGGGAGCGAUACCCUCGCUACUAUGUAGAGGAUCCCGUUGCAGUCAACGCGGCCGGGGGUUUGCCAACGGUCCAGUUUGGCAUACUUCAACACCGGAUAGCGUACGGUGGCGAGUAUCAAGGUAGCUCCAUGCAGCUUGGCGUCACACCGCUCACCGACCGGUGUUUCAUCAUGCUGGCACAGGCCAUGUCCACGUAUCAGAUAGGAUGCCUUGCUGGCAACUACUCGGCUGCCAAGACUGAGACAAUCAAGAUGCUUGCCCAGUCGUGCGGUGCCUUUUUGAGAGUGGUUGCCUGCUCCAGCUUGCUGGAGGCACAGUCCGUGCUGACAACGGUCAGCGGGUGUUCUCAGGAUGGCAGCUGGCUGUGUUUCCAGGACGUGCAUCUCCUACAGGGCAUCGUCCUGAAAGCGCUGGCCAGUCACAUGAAAGAUCUGCUCGAGUCCUUCAGGCAGAACAAGACGCGGUGCGUGCUGCGCACCGGCCAGUCGUUCCACAUCAACCGCCACUUUGCAAUCUUCACCACAGCCAAGCUGGAUGGCGACCUGCCGUGGACCCCACCAGGGUACAUACGUGCACAGUUCCGUACGGUCUCGAUGAUCAAACCGGAUGUGGCCAUCUCUAUGCGCCUCGCCUGUAUGGCCAACGGCUUCAAGGCUUUCAAGGCGAUCGGUGACAAGCUUCUCAUGCUGUCCACUAUAUGUCGACAGCAGGGGCAUGGAAGCCCAAAUCUAGACUUUGGCCCAGUAGAGCUACUGGAAGUAGUGCGCUCUGCUGGGGAAUGUCGUCAUCUAGCUGUGGACUGUAUCAACACAUUCCUGUCAAGACGGAAACAUCUAAACGAUGAACUGACUCAGCUAGUAAUCCAGGCAGCUACCAGAGAUCCUGGCAGUAAGCUGGUCAAGCGGGACAAGUAUGGCAUAGACGCAUUGUUCACGGCCAAGGUGGAGACACAGAUUGUUGGAGAAGUCUUGAGUCACCACUACAGCUGCAAACUGAGUCCACAUGACCGAGGCGUGUUUGCGUACGUGCACAACGGCCUGUUUGCGACGGAAAAGGAGAGAGCGGUGCCGUCAAUACUGGAGCUGUCACGGACACACCCAUACCCGCAGGAUGUCAUGCUUGAUAUGGUGAAGGACACUGCGGAGGAACUGAAGAUCUCUGCGCCGCUGGCAUGGCUAGAGCAAGCCAAAGUCAUGUAUGAACAAGCUUACCACUUCCCAGCUCUGAUUGUGACGGGAGAUAUUGGUAGUGGAAAAUCCACACUCAUCAACGUCAUGGUGAAGAGUCUUGACACGCUGUGCAGGCACAUUGCCAGGGACCACCCGAUAGUCUUCAAGCUGCUUGAGACCGUCCUUGCCGUGAUGUUCAACACGCCGCGAGGCCGCAUGAAGCGCUUCAGCCCGCUGGACGAUGAGAUACUGCGCGACGUCGGCGACUUGGCGAUCAACGAAGGGCACCGUCUGUUCCGCGUGCAUCACGGCGCUGCCUCCAAGCCGGAUCUGAUGAUCGGCCACCGCGAGCCAGCCAGCAGGAACUGGAUAGAUGGUGUGGUGACGGCGCAUAUACGCAAAGCACAGAAAACCAAUGAUAUGUCCUGGCUGUGGCUGGACGGUCCCUUGUCUGCGCCAUGGAUGGACAUCUUCACCGGCCUUGUGCAGGAUGAAAAGACCUUGCUGUUGCCAACAUGCGAGCAGGUCGUACUGCCAAAGACGUGCAAGCUGAUAUUCGAGUGUGAUGAUAUCAUGUCUGCAUCCCCAUCACUGAUUGGCCGCUGUGGUGUCGUGCGAAUUUCUAAAAAACUGUUGACCUGGAGGGAGCAGAUGAAUGUCUGGCUUCACUCGCGACCAUCUUAUGAAUCUGAGCCACUUCUUCCCAUAUUUGAGCGUAUCUUGGAUCACCUGAUGAAGUACAUCUCAACCAUUGAGCAGCCCAACUUUGUUCAAUCUCGAACAGGGCUGAUGUCUUCGUGUCUCUCAUUGCUUACCGGAAUGCUGGAUGAUAUGGGAUCUAGCAGUGGUGAGGUUUUGGAGUCUACUCACAUGGAGAAGCUUCUGCUAUUCUCUGUUCUCUAUUCAUACGGCGCUGUGGUGCCCAUCCAAGACAGGUUUGCGUUCUCACAGCACUUGAGAGGCUGCUCCGACAUACUACCUGACUUUGAAGGAACUCCGUACACUGCAUUUGACUUCUACGUGUCGGACUCUGGCGAAUGGGAUCAUUGGUCAACUUGGCUCGACGAUGCUGAGGAUAAGCACAGCGACCCGCUCGAUCAUUUACUCGUCGAAACCACCGAAACGGCACAGCUCCGCUUUCUGCUCGGAAUGGCCGAGGCGGCCAAGAAAGAUAUUCUUCUGGUCGGUCCACCCAGUGCUGGAAAAUCAGCAGUGAUCAACCAGUACCUAACUGACAUAAUUCCUGAUGCUGAAUCCGAGAAGGCAGACUAUCUGAUACGGCGGUUGGCGUUUUCCUCGGCAACAACAUCUGAUCACCUCCAGAGUUUCUUGGAUUCGUCCAUGAUACAUCGGCAAGGAUUGACGUUUGGGCCACAGCAUCAGAAGAGGAUGGUCAUUUUCAUUGACGAUGUCAACUGUGCAGCCCAUGAUCAGGGUACAUGUCAGUCAGCCAUCGAGUUGCUGCGUCAAGUUCUUGAGACACGCACCCUGCUUGACUACAAACGUUCAGGCAACCAAGUUCACACGCUGGAGGAUAUCAGGUUUAUUGCAGCAGCAACUCUGCCGUACAAUGGCUGCCGCCUGGAAGUGUCGCAGAAGAUGAUGCGUCAGUUCUUGGUUAUCCAUGCGCCGGGCUAUUCAGAAACCAGCAGGAAUGCUAUUGCAGAAGCUCUGGUCAAGGCGGCACUGUAUUCGGACACAGAGUUCGUGGAGAAACCCAUCCAGGAACACAUUGCCUGUGCUACCAGUCGACUCCUGAAGCAGCUACUCAAAGCUCUGACUCCAAUGCCAGUACCCGGACGAGUGCAUUACAAUUUUUCACUGUUUGAUGUUGCACAGAUUGUCAAGGGCCUCAGUCGCUUGAAUAACAUACUUCAGUUGGACAUGGAAUUGGAUGCGCAGGAAAUUCCGGGCAUCUUCUAUGAGAUGUGGCGCUACGAGGCUCGCUCUGUCCUUUUAUCCAAGGUCACUCGCCAGGCUGAGGAAACCUGGGUAGCGGCAAUCAUUGAUGGCAUCAUGCAUGAUGCAUUUGCGGAACACUACACUUCUCCCAAGGAGCAUGAGAUGUUUGUGACAUUGCCCCUCAGCCAUGCACAAUAUGAACAAUCUGCAGAGAAUCUCACUGUCCAGAUCAGUCAAGUGAAGGAGAACUCCAAACAGUCCAUCAGGCACGCCAUACAGGAGGUGAUCAGCGUCGACUCGCAGUUUGAGGAGUUCCACGACGUGCUGAAAGGAGAGCUAUGCACGUUUGCCCUGGAGCACGUGGUACAACUGCACCGGUGUUUGGUCGGGGAAGGAACACACGUUGUGUCAGUGUGCACAGCGAGCCACAAGAACUCAUCGCUUGUCCGACUUGCCUUUCUGCUCUCCAAUCAUCGUGUGUUUGACGUCGUGCCCGAACCCACCGGGGCGUUCUUUGAGUGCCUGCGGACCGUGUUCAAGCUGGCCGUGUGUGAAAACAAGCUAUGCGGUCUCGUGGUGGAGGGCGAGCAGUUCGACAAUCCCGUAGUGCUGGAGGCAAUGAAUAGCCUGAUGACUUGCGGAGAAGUAGUCGGACUGUUCAGCGAGGAUGAACUGGACGGUCUGAUCCAGAGCCUACACCCCAUGCUCUCAGUGGAGUACCCGCAGUUUCUCACGUGUCCAACUCAGUUUGUUCACAACAAAAUCCGCGAGAAUCUGCGAAUUGUCGUGUGUCUCCUGCCGGACAGUCGCUUCCUGAACUGUGCUGAACGGCUGUGCCCAUCACUGCUGUACAAAUGCCAAACACUCUGGCUGCACAACUGGAGUCAGAAAGAUCUCGAGGAAGAAGCCAGAUAUACGCUGUUCCAGCAAGAGCGCAUUCCUAGGCUGAGCCGUGGUCUAGAAUUGUAUCUGGUCAAGUCGCUGGCUGCAUGCCACCUUUUGAUGCGCAGUUACAGCAGGCAGGGUCUGUGGAGAGGCCCAGAGCCGGAGAAAGAGGCCCCAAGACAGGCCGAUGCAGCCGUGCAGCAGGAGUCCUCCUCGCCACCACUGCUUGCCAAGGCCCUGGCACGGCACCGUGCUCAGAUGCACAUACCACCACCAGCGGAGCCCGGCAGAAUGCCUCGGAAGACGUCACAACUUGUGAAAAGUCACACAGGAAACAAGACUUUGAAUCCUGCCCUGCUCGAAGAGAUCCAGGAGAGUGAUGAUGCAGCUCUGCCGUUGCAAAUGACCAAUGCUGCUAUAGUAAAGGAAGCUCUCGAAGCAGAGAACUGUGAGGCCUGCACCCGCAGACUGCCGAUUGCCGAGCGCGUGCAUGCGUGCUUUCUCGGCUCAGGUGAUGCUGAUAUCGACGAUACACCUGCGAACACCAAGCUGUCAUUGGACUUUAUUGGUGCGGGGACGUUCCGUCACUUUGUGAGCGUUUUCAAGCAGCUCUACCUGGACAAGGUGGCGCAGUCUUCAAUAUCCAAAGAUCAAAUGAUUGCUGCCAUUGACACGAUACAACGGACCAACAACCGUAUUGCCGAGAUCCAGGCAGAGGCGGCAACGAAGACUGCAGAGCUAGAAAGCGUGGAAGCCAAUGUGCAACGAUCGCUCGCCCAGCUAACGGAGUCAUCCUCGUUGCUGGAGGCGCUGUAUGCGCGCAUGAAUAUUGAUAAGCACAAAGGCCGCUACUUAGCUGCUGUGCUCGGUGCGACUGAUGAGCGGGUGAACAACCUAGAGGAGCGCCAUCGAGUUGCUUUGAGCAAUCGAGUCAUGGUCGACAAGGCCGAGCUUGUUUCCGGGCUGGAGAGGCAACAGCAAGAGCUGGAAACUCGUAUUGUGGCUGCUACGGAAACGACGAACAAACUUUCUGAAGAUCUGGCAAACGCCAAGUCGAAGGUUCUGGCGGUGAAGGCCAAGAUUGAUCGUAACACCAUGGAGCGGAUCCGAACACUGAACAGUCCGCCAACACUGAUUGGAGAGGUGAUGGAGAUGAUCCAGGAAACGCUCAGGUUCUAUGCUCCAAUCAGUGCAUCUCAAGAGGGAACGCCGGCUUCUGGUUCUCAAGUCUCCACGCUAGGCGACACAAGCAGUAAAGCAGGGCCACCACAGACACCAGCGGCAGCACUGAAGCGUCGUCAAACAGGCGGCCUUCAGCUUCAGCUUCAGAGUAAGAUCGACAAAGAUCGUUGGGCCGACAUUCAAUUGUCUAUUGGAGAUCCGCAGCGGUUUGUGGACUCUUUGUUCGCCGUUCCGUGGGAGGACACACUGGAGCCGGCCAUCCUCAAUCUCCUCGAGAGUAGAUUGAAGCCACAGCAGGUCGAGGUGAGAGAACCUACACACAGGCGAGUAGGGGUCAGGACCACUGCUGCUGCCGCCACGCCCAGACCCAAGGCUACGGGGCUCAAGGACGGCGCACCGCGGGCCACACACAUGGAGACCAUGAUCACCGUGAAGAAAGCCAAGUACGCAUCCGAGGACACGGCCAUUCUGACCUCCUACAUGCUGGCAAUCGUGGAUUACCAGCGCGCUCUGCAGCCGCACAUAGUCGCGUGUGAUCAGCUGGGCGAGCUCAAGUCGGAGCUGUCCGGUCUGCUGCUGCAGAGCAAACUGCAAUCUCAACCCAGUGAAGAAGCAAGCAGGGCAGCAACACCAGCCCCACCAGUGCACCGGGGCUUGGUUCUUAGUCCUGAUGAGGUCACCCGCCUCAAGGAUGAAAUGGCUGAGGCCCAGAGGCAGUACGAUGAGGCUGUGAUGAAGAAGUUCACGCUGUCUCUUCGGCUCAAGGAGAUCAAUGAAGACGUUCGCAAUGUCUCGCAUCUGAUGACAUGGUUAAAUCAGCAGGAGAAGCGCUGGAAAGCAGUGGCUACUCGGGACACAGAGAGCUCUACUGCGGCCACAAACUGCCUUGUGCUGGCCGCCUUUCUUGUUUAUGUCUCACCAUUACAUCCGGGAUGCAGGCAUGAGCUGAUGGACAAGGUGUGGCGGCUGUGCUUGCGGCACGGAAUGCCCGAGCCGAGCAAGAAAGUGCUGAAGACCUGCUCAUACAGUGAAUUUGUCCUGUGCAGCGGUUGCAAUGCGGAGAAUUAUUUGGACUGCUUCAAGCGUCGCCAGCUGCAGCUGAUGCUGCCAACGGACGACGCGUCACAACUGGUCGCUGCCAUGCUGUCUAACGGCCAACUGCCCAGUGUUCCUCUGCUGACAGACACUCACCUUUCAAUGCAAGCCUGGCUGAUGUCCUUCACUGACAAUAUGUGCUGUCUUAAGCACCAGGACAUUGAACUUCAUCAAAUGCUUGAAGAGUGCAUUCUGGAAGGCAGAACAAUGGUCAUUAUGGACGUCGAGCCGUCCAGUCUGCUUGAAGAUCCCAUUAUGAUGCAAGUACUGCAGCAUGAAUAUCCUCUCAAGGAAACGAAGAAAGCUCCGUUUGGUAAUCGGGAGCUGGCAUGGCAUGAGUCCUUCAGGCUGGUAUUAUGUACAUGUGUGGCUAUUAAAGCUAUCCCACAGCAAUUGUUUGACACGGUUAUUGUUAUCGAUGCCACCGGUGAGCGUGGUGGUGUGGUGAACAUCUUCAGCCGCCGCUACAUGGCUGUCGCCAAGCACAUGCAGCGUUCCCAUGUGGAAACUAUAAACGAGCGCAUAUUCACGAUACAAGAAAAGCUGGAGGAGAUCGAACUCAACAUUGUCAAGAUCAUGUCCAAGUGUCCGAAGAUGUUCGACGUUGUCAACAUGGCCCUUCUCCGCAGCAACCUGCAUGGGCUGAAGAAGCGCCACGACAAAGAAACGAAGGAGUUGGAGUAUCUGCUUGACGUCGAGAGUCGGGCGGGUUCCGAUUGUGAAGAGCUGGCAAGCAGUGCAGCUGUACUGUACGAAGCCCUGUGCAGCACCGAGGUGCUGUGCGCACAGUUCACCGUCAAGCUACCGGUCAUUUUGCAGAUACUGGACUCGGCCGUCCGUGAUGUGGACCCUCCGCACCGUCUCAGCGACAUUUGGUCUCUCUUCCUAUCUCGGGCCAUGUCUUAUGCAUGUGGUAUGCUGGAAGAGCUCGAUCAGAUUGCCUUGUCCUUCUUUUUGGCCAUCGAAAUGUGGCAAGAGCAGGAACGAGCAGCAGAUAGCCGCAAGGCACUCGUCACACAGCUCGAGAAGGACUUCCUUCUCGCACCGGCAUCGACAGCAAUGAAUGUGUUCUGCGUAGUCGGCGCACCUCCUGUGAUCAACAUCCAGAUGCCCACUGCUAUUGUGGAUCGCAGUACGAAGGAGAAGGGCAAGUUGCCAAUGUGGAAGAAACCGUUUGAUUGGCUACAGGAAGAACAGUGGCAGGGAAUUCAGCUACUAGCGUGCAGCAUGCCCUGGUUUAUAGAGCCAGUAGAGAAGAUGAGUCGUGACGGCAAGGAACAACAAUGGCGUGUGCUCUGUGAGACGCAGUUCCCACAGAAUCUUCCCUUGCCCGAUGGCCUUGACUCCAAGAUUUCUGAAUUCCAGCGUCUGCUGGUACUGCGUACCAUUCGGCCGGACCGCAUUCUGCCGGCUAUCUUGGACUGCACUCGCAAACUACUGCAUCCAAAGUUCAAUCACACUCCAGACUUCUCGCAGAUUCCAAGAUUCGUAAACCGGCGUUGUCCAGUACUGGUUCUGUAUGACUCGGAAGAGCAGUACCCCGCUAUUCUUAUCAAAGGACUCGCCAAGAAAAACGGAAGACAGGUUGAGUGCUGUACGCUUGCGUCCACAUCACAGGCCAUGGAAAGAUACUGCAUUGACAUUUGCGAGAGGUCGCAAAGACUGGGAUACUGGCUGAUCUUGGAGGAUAUCCAGUGCUGGAAGUCCUUGUCUGUCAAGAUCGCUACGCUUGCACAGGACGCAAUGUCAGUGAAUCCCAGUUUCCGACUCUGGUUCACCGCCACGCUGGACAGUGUUGAUGAUCUACCCGCUGCUGUCCUCGCCUGCUCCAUGCCGUUCCGUGCCAAGAGUCCCUUGACUGUGAGUCGUAGUAUGCAGCAGAACAUGGCAUGGCUGGAGACCGCCUUGCUCGGUGAGAGCACGCGGCCAGAGUGGGUACCGACGCUGCACAACGCCUGCGCCCUGCACUCCUUACUCGUCCUGCGCAGCAACAUCAAACUGCCGUCACUCGGCGUCGCACAGCACUGGAAUACAUCGCACAUCUGGGAGGCACUGCGCUGGAUAACGCAGGAGUUCCGCUCCGCUGACAGCGUGAUUGCGCAGGUCGGUGCCGGGGAGAACACACGCUCAGUGUCUUGGACUGCGCUGCGCUACUACAUCACCGAGGUGAUCUACGGUGGUAGCGUGGCCAAUGCCACUGAUCUGCAGACCAUAUCAACACUGGUGGCAACGUGGUUCUCACCAAGCUCAGUCAGCCGUGACUUUGAGAUACCCAAACUGGGCUACAAGUUACCAGCGGCUGCUUUCCGUGCCAAUCCAUCCACCACAUCUCUCUCGCGUGACGUCACCAGCAAGCCGCGUGUACUGCCUGACGCGGCCGAGACCUGCUACUUGCACCCAAUUCCCGAGGCUCGUCCACGCUAUGGCCUGGAAGUACUGCAGCGUAUCAAUCAACUGUUCACUGGGUUUGAGGACCGGGCACCGAAUGCCCACAGCCGCAUGGCCAGUCGCCGUGAGAAGCUCGCCAGCAGCUACGAGAGCCUGAAACGGGUGUUCAAGGCGCCCAGCCGGGUGUAUGAGGUGAACGAGGGCCCGCGGAGGACGCGCAGAGUUCCGCUGCACAUCGUUGACACGCGCCCGGCCGGCGGCAAAACAAUAGAGAAGGAUGUCAUUCUGAACGUGCAGCCAUUGUUCGCUGCAUUGCAUGAGCCGGCCAUAGCUGACCUCUCUACUAUCGUUGCCACUCUCCUAACCCGGGUGCCUGUAAUCUGGACGAGAGAGGUUCUUAAAGACCGGCCGGGCAAGCCGUUCUACUAUGAGCGGCGGGAAACACCAGCAUGGCGUAACUUUGUGCAUGCAGAGCUGUGCUGGAUGAACCGUGUCAUCAAGGAAGUGCACUGCACUCUGCAGGGUAUCAAAUUAGCUCUAGAGCAACGCAAGCCAUCGUUCGAUUGCCUGUCUCCAGACAUGCGUUCGGCGUACCAGUGCCUUCAGCAGUCGAUUGUGCCACCGCACUGGUGUGAGCUGGCUGGGCCAGCGUCACCACCUUGCAACACCAGUGCCAAUGCCUGGAUGCAUGAUCUGCAGCAGAGGAAUGCUCAUCUUGAGAGCGUGCUUACUCAGCCCCGUGAGAAGAUACCCUGCUAUCAGCUGGGCCUGUUCUCCGAUCCCGCCAGUAUGCUGUCGGCUGUAGUUCAGGAUAUACCGAAAGCUAUUCGCGAGCGGCUAGCCGUCACAAUCGAACCCAGAAUGCUCAGAGCUGAGGUCACCAGCCGAGAUCGCGAGCAUCUCCGCGCCCCGCCACCGGAAGGUGUGUUUGUCCACGGUGCACAGCUAUGGGGUGCUGCGUGGGAAAGGAGCAGCGCCGACGCGUACGACGCCUGUCCUCGCACGUCACCCUCGCCAAUGCCUGUUAUCCAGCUGAAGCCGGUGACAUUGGACUUUUCACCGUCGCAGAAGGACGCCCAGGGCGGGCAGGUCACUGGGCCCGGCGGUAUGGUGCUGCAAAUGGGCAACCCGUCAAAGACAAGUGGCGGUCCCUUGUCCGCCGCUUUCCACUGUCCCGUCUUUCAUGCCCAGGGUUCCAAGAACAGACCUCCACUGUUCACCGUCGAUUUCUACAAGCACGAGGACCGCCUGCCCCUGCGCUGCACGCAUGCCACACUUCGCCCGUUCUAGAAGCGUUGCGUUUCCGAGAGCUGUCCGUUACGCUGCUUGCCUGGAUUCGAGUAUUCUGUCCAUGACUUCGACGUGUAUCCGACCUUAGUUUGUGUGUUAUUUGGUCUGUAUAGAGACAAGUUGUGACAUCAUCAUUGUGCUGUUGACACUGCAUGGACAUCGACUAAGAUGAACAUGCCUAGUGUUCUUGAUCUGUGUUGUUUCUCACCUCUGCCCAUCGAUUCUAUUCCACUACAUUUUGCCAUGUUACCCUGAAAAGCAGAUCAGAAAUUCAUGUACACUAUGCUAUGUGUAUCAUUGUAUGGGUUUGACGCAGUUGAAACUUUAGUGAUUUAUCAAGAAUUUGCCACCACACAGUAUCCUACCAAUUGCAUUUGCAACCGUCACUGGUAUUUGUGUAUGUGACAUUGUUAAACCGGUGCUUUCAUGUCCAAUUGACCAAAAGUCUCUUCCCAGUUUUACAUGCCUGUUUUGUAUGCUCGGCUGCGUUCUCUUCAAUGCUUUCGUUCCAUUUUUUCAAUUGUUCCUGCUUGUGCACUUUUGACGGGUCUUGGCAUUCCACAAUUUAAUGGGUACCGGGUGGCCGUCGUUAGGUUUGAUAUAAUUAUUAUUGUAGCCCGGUAUGACUAUGCUUGUACUAUUCUUGUUUUAUGACUUGCCGACAUACGUUUGACAUGCUUUUGAUAUGCUUUUCGGUCUUUUUUGCUCGACAACCAUGUACAGGACUGUAGCACGGGGAUUUCAGAUGCUCCGGCCAAAUGGGAUACUUGACCGGAAAUGUGCAACAUUAACCCCGUUUUGCACGAAUUGGGUGAAUUGAAGUUUUCCAAAAUCAUGAAGGCCAAGGCCGCACCUGGUGCCACAGCCCUGAUAUUGCAUCGGUGGUUGCCCAAUACCGGUACCAGUAGGCAGUACUAGUACGUGUAUCUUA